Ailuropoda melanoleuca (giant panda) is the source of this 7370-nucleotide messenger RNA. It is a transcript of the gene ATF6, whose product is annotated as activating transcription factor 6. Bases 571 to 2547 code for a protein of 658 amino acids. Gene Ontology annotation, biological process: regulation of transcription by RNA polymerase II; endoplasmic reticulum unfolded protein response. Gene Ontology annotation, cellular component: nucleus. Gene Ontology annotation, molecular function: RNA polymerase II cis-regulatory region sequence-specific DNA binding; DNA-binding transcription factor activity, RNA polymerase II-specific. Lineage: Eukaryota; Metazoa; Chordata; Mammalia; Carnivora; Ursidae. The record is from RefSeq and is a predicted model, not a curated record. The transcript has 17 exons.
GGAGUUCGUGAUGUGAAUUUCUUCUAGACAAAACCGAAUCUUAAGUUUUAGUAAUAAAAAGAUUGGGAAUUUACUUUAUUGUAGGUUGUAUAAGGUAAACUCGCUCGGAUUUCCACUACGAAGUACUAUGAUUUAGAAAACUUAUCUAGGAGAUAGAUCUGAGCACGGGGAGUUCAUCUUUUAUAUUUGCCUUGUUUAAAUUUGUUUAAAUAAAAGCAGUCUUUCUAGAGGAACGAUUCACGGUACGGUGUUUACCUGAGGUAAGGUGCCCGCGAAGACGUGGGUCUAACGAACGUCGAACAAUAGCAGCGGGACAGAAAGUGCCGAAAAGUCCCACAGGGAAAUAUUUACUCGGAGAUUUGUUUAAAGGAGCUCAGUCUAUGACGCUCCUCCUUUCGGAUUUGCGCAAGUUCCCCGGGCGGUGGAAGCACUUUGUCUUCACUCGGCCACCGUCCUCAGGGCGGUAGGGAGUAUUUUGUCCGCCCGCGGCCGCCGUCCCCCAUAUUAGUCGCCGAGUUCCUGGCCGUCGGAGCGUGGGGCUUGCGGGAGCCGGCUGGCGUUGCCCGCACCAUGGAGUCACCUCUUAGCCCGGGCCUCUCCCACCGAGCGGAUGAGGAUUGGGAUUCUACACUGUUUGCUGAACUCGGCUAUUUCACAGACGCUGAUGACCUGCAAUUGGAUGCAGCGAGGGAGACUUACGAAAACAAUUUUGAUAAUCUUGAUUUUGACUUGGAUUUGAUGCCCUGGGAAACAGGCAUUUGGGACAUCAACAACCAGCUCUGUACAGUUACAGAUGUUAAGGCAGAACCUCAGCCACUUUCUCCAGCCUCCUCAAGUUGUUCAGUCUCCUCUCCUCAGUCAGUGGACUCUUACUCUUCAACUCAGCACGUUCCUGAGGAGUUGGAUUUGUCUUCUGCUUCCCAGAUGUCUCCCCUUUCCUUAUAUGGUGAAAGCUCUCAUAGUCCCUCCUCAGCAGAGCCACUGAAAGAAGAUAAGCCCAUCAUUGGUCCCAGGAGCAAAACUGAAAAUGGACUGACUCCAAAGAAGAAAAUUCAGAUGAAUUCAAAACCUUCAAUUCAGCCCAAGCCAUUAUUACUUCCAGCAGCAUCCAAGACUCAGACAAAUUCCGGUGUUCCAGCGAAAACCAUCAUUAUUCAGACACUACCCACACUUAUGCCAUUGGCAAAGCAGCAGCCAAUUAUCAGCAUACAUCCUGCUCCCACUAAAGGUCCGACCGUGGUGCUCUCCCAGCCUGCCGUCGUACAGCUUCAGGCUCCUGGAGUUCUGCCCUCUUCUGCCCCAGUCCUUGCUGUCGCCGGGGGAGCCUCACAACUACCUAAUCACAUGGUGAAUGUGGUACCGGCGCCCGUGGCAAACAGCCCAGCGAAUGGGAAACUUUCGGUGACUAAACCUGUCCUACAAAGUAGCAUGAGAAGCGUGGGCUCGGAUAUUGCCGUGCUAAGGAGACAGCAACGUAUGAUAAAAAAUCGAGAGUCUGCUUGUCAGUCCCGCAAGAAGAAGAAAGAAUAUAUGCUUGGCUUAGAGGCCAGGUUAAAGGCUGCGCUUUCAGAGAAUGAGAAGCUAAAGAAGGAGAAUGGAUCACUCAAGCGGCAGCUGGAUGAAGUCGUGUCAGAGAAUCAGAGGCUUAAAGUUCCUAAUCCGAAGCGAAGAGCUAUCUGCGUAAUGGUAGUAUUGGCAUUUAUAGUACUCAACUAUGGACCCAUGAGCAUGUUGGAACAGGAUUCCAGAAGAAAGAAUCCUGGUGUGAACCCUGCAAAUCAAAGGAGGCAUCUUCUAGAAUUUUCUGCUAAAGAGGUGGAAGACACAUCAGAUGGUAUUGUCCAGAAAAACAGCUACAGAUACGAUCAUUCUGUUUCAAAUGACAAGGCCCUCAUGGUGCUAAGUGAAGAACCACUACUGUAUAUUCCUCCACCUCCUUGUCAGCCCCUGAUAAACACCACAGAAUCUCUCAGGUUAAAUCAUGAACUUCGAGGAUGGGUUCACAGACAUGAAGUGGAAAGGACCAAGUCAAGAAGAAUGACGAACAAUCAGCAGAAAACCCGUAUUUUUCAGGGUGCUCUGGAACAGGGCUCAAAUUCUCAGCUCAUGGCUGUCCAAUACACAGAAACCACUAGUCUCAGGAACUCGGGGAGUGAGCUACAAGUGUAUUACGCAUCACCCAGAAGUUAUCAAGACUUCUUUGAGGCCAUCCGCCGAAGGGGAGACACGUUCUAUGUUGUGUCGUUUCGAAGGGAUCACCUGCUGUUACCGGCCACUACCCACAACAAGACCACAAGACCAAAGAUGUCAAUAGUAUUACCAGCAAUAAACAUAAAUGAGAACGUGAUCAAUGGGCAGGAUUACGAAGUGAUGAUGCAGAUUGACUGUCAGGUGAUGGACACCAGGAUCCUCCACAUCAAGAGCUCGUCGGUUCCUCCUUAUCUCCGAGAGCAGCAGAGGAAUCAAACCAACACCUUCUUCGGCUCCCCGCCAGCAGCCCCAGAGGCAGCUCACGUUGUCAGCACCAUCCCGGAGUCUGUACAGUAGCCUCUCAGGCUGCACUGGAAAACACGGUGGGACUCUGCCAAGCUGAAGAGCAGGGGAGAGACCUGUUCCUGUCCACCUUCUUGGUGGCAGGCAGAGAGCUGCCUCGCGGUAGGGUUUGAGGGAUAGCGAGAAAAGUUGUUUUUCACCAUCUGCCCUUCUACUCGGAAAGCACUGAUACUCAGACACAAGGGAAGCAGCCUUUCUCUGACGGCAGACGUUGCCUGCAUCCUCUGUUGCUGCCUGGUGUCAAUUUUUUCUGUACCUUUCUAAAUUGCUUUUCCUUCUGUAUUUCUUUUGUGUUUAAAUAGUCAUCUUUAAAAUAAGAUCCUCUCUUCUCUGCCAUUUCACUUAUUGAUAAAGAGGUUUUUAUUUAUAGCUGUACAGCACACCGAUGUUUCCAGCAAUUAGUUUAUUAACUUAAUGCAAAUCCAUUGUGGAUAUUGUGCUUAUUGGAAACAGAUUUCAAAACCAGAACAGCCAAAAACAUCCCCAAAAAGAGUCAAGACAAUUGAGAGCUUUAGGUAAAAGGGAAAAACCCCCAUUGGGUAAAGUUGGUCUUUGCCUGAGAAUUGUGGCUCCCACCUGACCCGGGUGCCCGUGGGGGGAGGGGGGCAGCAGGGUGGAGAGAAUGUCAGGGAAGAGCAGGGUCCGCGCUGGGCCAUGGAAAGAGGAGCCAGCUCUGUUAACACAUGUUUAAGACGCUGCAGGUUUUGAUGUGACUGGAGUUGAAGACCAAAGCCACAGCAGCCAUUUGUUCAGAGGCCACGGAGUGUUGGCAUCUGUGCUUAUGUGUUCUCUUCACUCGUCUGGUGCAGGUCCACAAGGACCCCGGCACAAAUCCUUCAGGUUUGCUUUGAAUCCCCACCACGACACACCUUCUAAUACGACGACACCGAAUUUGGCCCAGGAACACGCAGGGUGACGUUAACAAGAGGGUUUUUUCUCAUGAGAAUUGACAAGUAUUUAUUCCUUAAGACUUUGUAGACAGGCAAGCUUGGAUUCCUGUUCGGGGAGUGCAUCGCACAAUACAGCAAUAAUUUUCUGUUUUUCCAGUGAAAAUACUGAAGGAAUUAACUUUUUUAUCCUCCCGUGGAAAAAGAGAGAGGAAGAGAGAAAGAAAAGAAAGAAAAAUAGCCCUAUUGCGUUCCAUCAUAUCUUACUGGAUUUGACUACUUUCCUCUCCUCCCUGAUUUCUGCCUUUGGUUUCUAAAGGGAGUCUUCCUGUUCUCCUGUGAAACUUCAUACUUUCUCUCUAGAACUUGUUCUGCUGACAUGGCUUCUUAACCUUGUCCACUUGCCUGGGCCGGCAUUCUUCCCUUCCAGUCCCACUCCGGCCUCCCAUUGCUCUGAGCUGGAGGAGGAGAGACCACAGGUGCAAGUCCUGUGGGGUGCCCUGCGGCCAACCCCUUCUGCCCGCAAGGGUCGGCCUGGGUCCUAAAUAAUUCUGAAGAAUCACUAAGGCAUCCACCUCUGGAUAGUGGCGCCUCUCUGCCCAAGCUUAUCAGCUGAGCUCCGAGGAGAUCCGUGUAACUCAGUGUGGCCAACGGGGUGCUCUGCUCCCCAGGUCCCUGGGAAUCUGGGCUUUGGCCGCGUUAACAAGCUUCUGAGAGCCUGGGUGGCCUGGCCCCUGCUGUGGCUGCUGUCCUGGGUGACGUCCACCCAGGAACCGCCUUUCCUGGGGUGCUCCUCCUCUAAUGGACAAGACCUGCACAUGGCAGGACAGCCUUCUCUCGGAGUGUCUCCUCCCGUCCCAGCGCCUUCCAUCUGGUGUGCACACCAGCCACGCAAGCAGCCACGGCCAGCAGCAAGGUGACAUGGUUGUUCCCAAGCUGAUAGCCUGCUGGAGCUGUUGGAGCUGUCACAGCGGAUGUGGGCCCAGCCUUACAGAUGGUGCUUCCUCUCCCGUGCAUGGACUCACAGCCACAGACCGCCCCACGGCUUCUCGGUCUUCACCCUCCGUCCCAGCUUCCCUGACCGGUCCGACCAAUGGUGGCCGUCAUGGAGCCCACCUGGAUGCCUCUCCUGCAGGCGGGGACGCAGGUGGGGCUGCAGGUGCCAAGAGUAAGGGGUCCUGACUGCUCACAGCAGCGUGGGAGCUGCGCCGGCUCUCCCCCAGUUACCUGCUCUUGAGGUGAUCGUCUGGAGAUGAGGGAGCAGGCUUCUCCUCAGGGGAAGUCUCAGGAAGGGAGAGAAUGACAGCUGCGAAGUAUUCUACUUUUCUAAUUGCUGACAAAGCUCUUACUGAUUCCUGGGCCCCACAGUGGUUUUGAUGUAAGAUCUGUGCUUGCACCAGUUAGACCUGAUGGGAAGGAGAAAGCGCUGUGCCUGAUGAACAAAUUAAGCUGCUGUUUGGGUUUAGUUUUAGGAUGAAAUCACCUUUUGCGGAUUGCAGCCAGGAAUGACGGGAUAUGCGUCUAUAUCUUCAUUUAUUAAGUUUUUAUUAAGUGGGAUUUUGCAAACUUGUGGGAUAAUUAGAUAAACCAGAGGACGCAAGUCCACCCAUAGCAUAGAGGACUCUGUUCCCUUUCUUCUGCCGCGCUGCCUCCCCCAGGAAGUGAUGGAAGGCACGGCCGGGCCGGUUCCCCCACCUGCUUGUGAGCCCCACAUGCUGAGCUUUCAUGGCAGCGGAUGGUUCCUCGUGCUAACUAUUGAGUCAAGCAUCAGGGCUCCUCCCCACGGGGUUCAUUCCCCAGCAGAACACACAGCUCCGUCAGCCUGGUAGUGAAUGGCCUCUUUCCAAAGUUGGGAUUUGUAAAAGGAUCAUCUUGACUCAAAAGCUUGCCAUGCUUGUCAUUUAAAAGCUUUCCAUUACAUUAUUGGGUGAGGUUUAUCUUUUCACAAGGAAAAAAACAAAAACAAAGAAACCAAAAUGUAAUUACAGAAUCUCAGAGCAUCUUUGAACUUUUUUCUAAAUGACUACAGGCUGCAGCACAAGCUGGCAUGUCUUUGCCUUUUCUUCUGAGCAAGAAAUAGACACGGAGGUAUUUGAAAGCAGCAAUGUUAUGAGUCAUUCUUGAGUGUUUGAAUAAACAUUACUUAGAAACAGACAACUUGGGAUUCAAACUGAUUUUCUAUCAUUUUUAAAGAGACACUGUCCCGACAGAUCUUCCUGGCUCUUACCUCCUCACCCCUGGGCAUGAACCCCCAUCGGCAUAGCCGUGACCCUGAUGAGACGGCCGUGGCUGCAGCCUUUGGGGCGAUGGAAAUCGGACUCCUCUCCAGCUCCCUGCAACGUUUGCACUACUUUCUGGCUCUUGCCCUCUCACUCAGCUCAGGUUGUGAAACUUGGCAGAAAAAUAGCACAGGGAAAAACCCGUAUUUGACUUUGGAACACUGAAAAGUUUCCAAGCGACUUCUACUUUCAGCUACCUAGAAGUCACCCCUUUUUCCGGACGAGCCAGAGCCAGACCCUAUGUCCCCUGCAGCCUGACCUCAUGGACGCUUUCCACCCAGCGAAGCCCGUUCCACUGCACCCCAACGGGCCAACUCCGCUCUGGCAGCAGAUACCCAGGAACUGAAGUUCGAAUGAAGCCUCUCAUCCUAUUGGUUGUUUCAUGUGCAUUAACCUCUCAAGACUGCUUAACGCUAUAAUUGACAGAUGCUUAUCACCACUUUUGGACCCCACAUUUUUAUAUUACAUAAUGUUAUUUUUGCCCCUCCUGAGUCAUUCUAAUUUACAGAAAUUAGGAUUUUUGCUGCUAAUAUGAGCACUAAUUAUAUUACGUACCUUAAAAACAAGAAUAAAGCCUAAAAAGAGGAAACGUGAGAAAUGCUCAUUCCUACUACUAAGGCAACUAUUGUGUCCCCCACCCCCAGGGGUUGUGUUCGAUUUUUAAUUUUCUAGGAAAACAGAAUACUGGACUACCCAAACAGUUGUUGCUCGAGUCCAGAUCGAACUAUGCACAUAAAAGAAAUGCCGUUUUCUCCUCCCUGAAAAUAGAAGUCAGAGUGUAACCUGUUAACUUAUAUUUUUAGUGACUAAGCUUAAAACAAAGUUUAUUUUAGAUAAGUCUAGAGCUUUGAGCAGACUGUUCUAAUAGUUAUCUGUCAGGUUAGGAAAAGAAUGACAAAGGCAUCUUGAUCAGGAAAUUUGGUCCCGUGUAUGAAUGUCAUGGCUAGCCACUGCCCAAUAGUGGACGCUGGUUUUGACAUAACGGUUUGCAGGCUUUAAGCGUUAGAGGUCCAGCAUGUUAAGAGACUUAAUUGUAUUAGUUUGGGGAACCAAGGAGUACAUAAAUCAUAGUCUCUCACUUGCCAAGGUCAGCAGACAGCACACUGCUUUGCUGCUGGUGCCCAGCACCGUUGAUGACCACUAGUUAAACUAGGAGGCUUGAUCUAGCCCCCUCCAACCAGGGGGGUAACCCCAGAGAUAGACCGGCAGGUUGGCUUUCACAGUCAAUGUCUGUUGGACCAUUCAACUCACACUCAGCUCUGAUUUCCAGGUCAGCCAUCUGGUUAAGAGGGGGAAAGAGAACUUUAGAUGAAAGCUACCAGGUACUACUGGCCUUAAGGCUCCAAUUUCUUGUUUCUCAUCAUGUUGACAAGUGUGGUUGGGCUAAGAUCCACCAUGCUUCACCCGUGGAGCCAUUAGAGCCAGAGGAGAGAGGUCCACCAAGCCUUUCACCAGGGUUUUCCUUCUAAGAUUGCAUGACGAUAAGUUAAAGAUGAGGAGGAACAAGGUAUCACUCUCUCCUGUAGUAGUUGAGUUGGUUUACGAUGCAUAAAGAAACCAUGACAACAAACUUAACAUGGUUUUAAGCAAGUCUUUACAAUGCAAUACUUGUUCUUUGUCUAAGAUUCAAAUAAAGACUUUUUAAACUUGC